AUGGCGCGCCGGCGCCCGCCCCUUCGUGGCUCCACACUGCUGCCUGCUGCUGCGACCAUUGUUGCCGCUGGCCAGCAGCAUGGCUUCCCGACGGGGCAUGGCCCCCAGGCUCGCGCUCCCCCCCUUCGCCCUACGCCUGUGUCCGGAUCCGCAUGCCGCGCCCGGCCCCUGCUCCGCCUCGUGCACCGCCGGCCUUGCCUACCGCGCGCUUCAGCCUGCUGUGCUCCGCAUGCGGCUCCGUGCGCCGCAGCCGGCUCCUGCGCUCCAGCCAAAUCGGCGCCGUUUCACUCAGGUCGCCUGGCCUCCGCGCCUGCGCCGCGCCGUCCGACCCCUGUGGCCGCCUCGCCCGUGGCCGGGUGUUCCGCCUGCCGGCUGCUCGUCGGCCUCCCGGCCGCCGGGUCCGCCCCGCCUGUGGCCGCCUGCUCCGAGCCGCCUCUACCACCCGGUCUGCGUCUGGCCGGCUUCCGCUCGCCCUGCGGCCGGCCUCCAUCCUCGCCGCCUGGCCGUCCGGCUCGCGACGCCCGCGUGCGCCGGCUCCGCACCCGAGCCGGCUUCCCUGCGCCUGCCGGCCACUGCCGCUCCCCCUGCUCUGAAGAAAAGAAAACAGAGAAGAAAGUUCCGGUGAAGAAAAAACACCCAGUGAGCCCCGUUCGCCGGCCGGUCACCUGCGCUCGGCCUCUGCCCUUCCGGGGCUCCCCGCUGCUCCAGGCCGCCUCCUGGUCGCCCCCAAGCAGCUGGCUUCUGCCCGCCACCCGGCCUCUGCCAGCUCCGCGCCUGUGGCGACUGCUCCUCCGCCUCGCCAACCCGGCCGCGCCGCUCCACCGCCGCGGCUGCACGCUGCAGCCGGCCUAG
Molecule: messenger RNA, 852 nt
Organism: Aegilops tauschii subsp. strangulata
Lineage: Eukaryota; Viridiplantae; Streptophyta; Magnoliopsida; Poales; Poaceae
Source: RefSeq, a predicted model, not a curated record